Puma concolor (puma) is the source of this 1197-nucleotide messenger RNA. It is a transcript of the gene LIPN, whose product is annotated as lipase family member N. The record is from RefSeq and is a predicted model, not a curated record. Gene Ontology annotation, molecular function: hydrolase activity, acting on ester bonds. NCBI's taxonomy places the organism in Eukaryota, Metazoa, Chordata, Mammalia, Carnivora, Felidae.
ACGAUGUGGCUGUUUUUCACAACAACCUGUUUGCUCUGUGGAACUUUAAAUGCUGGUAGCUUCUUUAAUUUGGAAAAUGAAGCGAAUCCUGAAGUGUGGAUGAAUAUUAGCGAGAUCAUCACCUAUAAUGGCUACCCCAGUGAAGAGUAUGAAGUCACCACUCAAGACGGGUACAUCCUCAGCAUCAAUAGAAUCCCCCACGGGCGAAGAGAUGAUAGAAGCACAGGUCCCCGGCCAGUUGUGUACUUGCAACACGCUUUGUUUGCAGACAAUGCCUCUUGGCUUGAGAAUUAUGCCAAUGGCAGCCUUGGAUUCCUCCUAGCAGAUGCAGGUUACGAUGUCUGGAUGGGAAACAGUCGGGGAAACACUUGGUCAAGAAGACACAAGACGCUCUCAGUGACUGAAGAAAAAUUCUGGGCCUUUAGUUUUGAUGAAAUGGCCAAAUACGAUCUUCCGGGAAUAAUAGACUUCAUUGUAAAUAAAACUGGUCAGGAGAAGCUGUAUUUCAUUGGACACUCCCUUGGCACGACAAUAGGGUUUGUAGCCUUUUGCACCAUGCCUGAACUGGCACAAAGAAUCAAAAUGAAUUUUGCCUUGGGUCCUGUGGUCUCAUUCAAAUAUCCCACGGGCAUUUUUACCAGUUUUUUUCUACUUCGAAAUUCCGUAAUCAAGCGUUUUUUUGGUACCAAAGGUUUCUUUUUAGAAGAUAAGAUGGGCAAGGCACCGUCUACCAAAAUCUGCAACAAUAAGAUAUUAUGGGUGAUAUGUAGUGAAAUUAUGUCCUUAUGGGCUGGAGCCAACAAGAAAAAUAUGAACGUGAGUCGAAUGGACGUGUAUAUGUCACACGCUCCCACCGGAUCAUCAAUACAGAACAUCCUGCAUAUAAAACAGCUUUACCGAUCAGAUGAAUUCAGGGCGUAUGACUGGGGAAGCGAAGCUGAGAACAUGCAUCAUUACAAUCAGAGCCGCCCCCCACUCUAUGACUUGACCACCAUGAGAGUGCCUACCGCUAUGUGGGUUGGGGGCAAUGACGUCCUUGUAACGCCCCAGGAUGUGGCCAGGAUACUCCCCCAGAUCAGGAAUCUCCGUUACUUCGACCUGUUGCCUGAUUGGAACCACUUUGAUUUCAUCUGGGGCCUCGACGCUCCUCAGCGUGUGUAUAGGAAAAUCAUAGACUUGAUGAAGUCAUACUCCUGA